Molecule: messenger RNA, 2859 nt
Organism: Trypanosoma cruzi
Lineage: Eukaryota; Euglenozoa; Kinetoplastea; Trypanosomatida; Trypanosomatidae
Product: trans-sialidase, putative
Exons: 1
Coding region: 1-2859 (952 amino acids)
Molecular function (GO): exo-alpha-sialidase activity
Source: RefSeq, a predicted model, not a curated record
AUGCUCUCACGUGUUGCUGCAGUCAUGGCACCCCGCACACACAACCGUCGCCGCGUGACCGGAUCCGGCGGAAAGAGAAAGGGAGGAAGAGAGAGGGAGCAGCAGAGGCCCAACGUUUCCCGGCAUCUCUUCCAUUCUGCGGUGCUGAUUCUCCUCGUCGUGUUAUGCGGCAGUGGGGCUGCACACACUGUGCAGACGAAGACUGACGUUGAUCCUUUUACAGGGAUUGGAUGGACAUCCCCUCAAUGGGAAGGCUCUACAGAAGGUAAUGAAAAAUUCUUCUCGCUCCGCGUUCCCAGCCUUGUUGAGGUGAACAGUGCUGUUUUCGUGGUUGCUGAAGCGCAGUGCAGGGAAGACGACGAAGGCUGCAGCCGUGCUGGGAUUGCGUCAAGGCACCUCGAUCUAACUGAUGAUAAUCCAAAGGAGAUAUUGACGACGAACACAAGUUUGUUGAUGCCGUUUCCAAAGGGUGCUGCUACAGGUACCGCCAAGGCAAAAGAAUCUAUGCGGCCAACGACAGUUGUGGCUGGCGACAGUGUCUACAUGCUUCUGAGAAAUCAGAGCUUUACGACGUCGGAGGGUAAAUCGGCUACUGCACGUGACUGGGGACUUUUGCUGGUGAAGGGAAGUGUCAGUGGUGGCAAUGAAAUCACGUGGAAUGAGACCCAUGCAGUGACAUUUGGAAACGAUGAAUAUGCUGCUAAAUUUUCGACCCAGUUGGAUUCUGGCGGAGGAUCGGGGAUUAAGACAAGGGACGGUACACUUAUGUUUCCCAUGCAGGCCACAGAUGAGGACGGAAAGACCUCAUUGCUGUCCAUGCGCUUUGAUAAGUCAGAGAAGAAAUGGAGGCUUUCGCACCAAACGGUUGGUGAUGGCUGCAGGGACCCGACCAUUGUGGAGUGGGGAGAAGACAGACUCCUCAUCAUGGCCUCUUGUGAGCAAGGUUACCGUGACGUGUACGGAUCCACCGUGAGUGGGGUGGAUUGGUAUACAUAUGGUGAGACACUUACUCGCGUGUGGGGCAACUCACAUGAUCGAACAGGGUACGGCGUCCAGAAUGCCUUCAUCAAAGUGACAAUUGAGGACAAGGAUGUGUUGCUUGUUACCCUGCCAGUGUAUUCCAAGGACAACAGAGGAAGCAAUAAAGAAAAGGGUCGGCUCCAUCUUUGGCUGACGGACAAUGCACGUGUGUAUGAUGUUGGGCCGAUAUCCCGUGAGGCUGAUGACGCUGCCGCGAGCUCCCUUUUGAUGAGGAGUGGGAAUGAAAAGUUGAUCUCAGUGUACGAAAACAAGAAGAGCGACGGGUCAUACAGUCUUGUCGCCGUGAGCCUGGGGAAGCAGCUGGAGCGGAUCAAAUCCAUGGUGAAGAAAUGGAAGGAUUUGGACAGCGCCUUGCAUUCAUGCCGUUCCGUUUCCAGCGGCACUGUCGACUUGCCAACGAAGGGUAUGUGCAAUGGUCCUGUUCCCACUGAUGGGCUUGUUGGCUUCUUGUCCGGUAACAUCUCUGAGAACACAUGGAGAGACGAGUACCUCUGCGUGAACGCAACUGUGAAGAAUGGGGAGAGAAUGGUUCCCAAUGGAUUGACGUUCAAAGGGUCUGAAGCAGGGGCGGUGUGGCCUGUUGGCGACAUGGGGCAGACUGUGCCGUACUACUUUGCUAACAACGAGUUCACUCUUGUGGCGACGGUUUCCAUCCACGAGGUGCCGCAGAGUGGCAGCAGCCCCAUUCCUUUGAUGGGUGUGAGGAUGAAUGACACCAGCAGCACGGUCCUUUUUGGUCUGUCGUACACCCAUGAAAAGAAGUGGAAGUUCACACUUCCCAAUGGAGCUUAUGAAGAUGAUGAAUAUGAUGAAUAUUACGAAGUUAAUAAUAAUUGGCAACCAAACACAACACAUCAAGUAAUGCUGCAAAUGGAUGCGAGUGAGUGGGAUGUGUACGUUGAUGGAAUGCGGGUUUAUUCUGGGGAAUACAACUGGUAUCUGUUUGAAGAGCACAGGGUCUCAUGCAUCUAUUUUGGCGCGGAGAAUAAGGAGCAUUCGGAAAGCAGCCACGUGACAGUGAGCAACGUCCUGCUGUACAACCGCACAAUCAGUACGGAUGAAAUUGCGCUACUCAGUGCCAGCAAAGUCCCUAUUCCAAGCCCUGGUGAGGAGUCACGCUCGGUGCCGGAGACAACAACAAAUUCUGCUGCCCAGGCACCAUCACCUGAAGCUAAGAAAGCAUCUCAAGACGAAGAGGAAGAAACAACGCAGGAAGUUGAGGAGGCGCCACGGCCACAAUCAUCCGUGGAAGCUUCUGGAGGCAGUUAUGCUGCCGCAGUGUCUUCUGGGGGCCGUGGCUCGCACGGAACAAGGGAGGAGGAGACGGAGACGGAUGGCAGCAGUGGAUCGGCAUCUCCACCGGCCUCAUCGAGUGUGAGCACUGCCUCUCAUAGGGGCAGCGACGGGAUGGGUGUCCGUGAAGGCACCUCUCUGCGGGAAGAAGUGCCACCACAUCUCGGGACUGAAGUCAUUCCGAAGGCCGACGUGGAGCGACCGAUCCACGAAGAAGAAGCGACCUCUCCGGAAGGGGCCACUGAGUGGCAGACGCAAGAAAUCACUGCGCCUUUGGUUGAAAAUGAAGACAGCGAGGACGUUAGCACCGCAUCGGGCAAUACAAGCACCCUGCCUGGGGAAACCAAGAUCCCAUCGAAGUCCAACGCAACAGCACCCUCGGACGCUGGCAUUUUGCUUGAGAACGGGCAUUUCGAGGAGUUGGCGGGCAUGGCUCUAUUUGCUGAGAGCACCGUGCAUGGGUGUGUGUCUCGGAUGUUGUUGCUGAUGCUUCUGGGGCUGUGGGGCACUGCGGCUCUCUGUUGA